AUGGACAAGAAGAUAUUAUUUUUGUUUUUCUUCUGUAUUACUCUGCACUUAGCAACAAUCGUAUCUGCUCAACUUCAAGUUGGUUUCUACAAUACUAAAGCUAGAUGUCCAGCAGCAGAAACCAUAGUUCGAGAUACGGUGCGAAGCCGGUUUUCUUCGGAUCGUACCAUUACAGCAGCAUUGCUACGAAUGUAUUUUCAUGACUGCUUCGUGAGGGGUUGUGAUGCAUCGUUGUUGAUAGACUCCAAAAACACGAAGAAUAAAAAGUCAGAAAAAGAUGCAGGAGCAAAUGGAUCUGUAAGAGGAUACGAGUUGAUUGAUCAAAUAAAGAGUAAAUUAGAAGCUACAUGUCCUAAUACAGUGUCCUGUGCGGACAUCAUUGCAUUAGCUACUCGAGAUGCAGUUGCAUUAGCUGGAGGACUGGGUUAUAGUAUACCCACUGGCAGGCGCGAUGGGCUAGUAUCAGACCCAUCACAAGUGAACCUGCCAGGCCCUAGUAUAACAGUGCCACAAGCAAUUCAAACUUUUCAAAGCAAAGGAUUUAAUGUGAAUGAAAUGGUGUCGCUUUUAGGUGGCCACACAGUGGGAAUUACACAUUGUAGUUUUAUUCAAGGGGAUAGGCUAUCGACGGCGGAUGGAAGCAUGGAUACCAAAUUGUUUAGUAGUCUUAAAAAGACGUGUAGUGCUAAUGGUGGCUCGCCUGUGUUCUUGGAUCAAAACACUUCAUUUGUUGUUGAUAACUCUUUUUACAAACAACUGAGAUUGAAGAAAGGAAUAUUGAAGAUUGAUCAGUUACUUGAAUCAGAUAGAUCAACUGCUGGGAUUGUGACGAAUUUUGCUUCUAAUCCAAAAGCCUUCCAACAGGCUUUCGCGAAUGCAUUGAUCAAGUUAGGUAACACUCAAGUUCUUGUGGGGAAAUCAGGUGAAAUUAGAAAAAAUUGUAGAGCAUUUAAUCCUCCUCCAUCUCCUCCUCCCAAAAUCACAAAGAGUCCUCCUCCUCCUCCUCCCAAAAUCAUUAAGAGCCCUCCUCCUCCACCUCCCAAGAUCACGAAGAGUCCUCCUCCUCCACCUCCCAAAGUUUUCAGUCCUCCUCCUCCCAAGACCGCGAAGAGUCCUCCUCCUCCACCCCCCAAAGUUUUCAGUCCUCCUCCUCCCAUGAUCACGAAGAGUCCUCCUCCUCCUCCUCCCAAGAUCUUAACAAGUCCUCCUCCUCCACCACCCAAAAUUUUCAGUCCUCCUCCUCCACCACCAUCACCAUCCAUGGUUUCAGUUUCUCCUCCUCCUCCUCCUCCAGUUCCCAGUAGUAAGCCAUUCCUACCUGUGUUUGGCCCACAAGCUUAA
Molecule: messenger RNA, 1341 nt
Organism: Solanum verrucosum
Lineage: Eukaryota; Viridiplantae; Streptophyta; Magnoliopsida; Solanales; Solanaceae
Product: peroxidase 44-like
Exons: 2
Coding region: 1-1341 (446 amino acids)
Biological process (GO): response to oxidative stress; hydrogen peroxide catabolic process
Molecular function (GO): peroxidase activity; heme binding
Source: RefSeq, a predicted model, not a curated record